AUGGAACUGCAGACUAGUGAAACCUCGUGGGUUUUCACUGUUAAAUUAAAUACUCCCAAAGUCAUUUUGCUCGGUGGUGACCGUGAGAACGAUCUGCCAGGUACUGCAUCUUUCGAAAGAAGUCGCGAAAGAAAGCUAGGAUUUGUUGAAGCUCAGACGUGUCGUCUUCCAAAGUUAGAUAUUAAUGGUUCAGAAGUUAUUCAAUAUUUUGAAAAACCGAAGCCUUUGAAAUGUGAUUCUAAUGCAGAAAACUGGGCUUACAUCGACGACAAUCGGCAGCUGCGAAUCUUUCCAAAAAUUGAAGAAAAGUAUGGAAAAAUUCGAUGCGAAAUCAGCUACUUUUAUAGAGUGGAUGAUAAAAACACUAGAGUUACGUCACCUGUAGCUAUUGAAGAUGGUAGUGCUAUAAAGGAGGGCGAUUAUUUUAUCCUUGAAUGUAGUGGCAAAGACCAAAAGAAAUGGCAACAUCUUUCUUGGACAGUAGUUGCAAAUGAUUCCAGAGUUGAAGCUCUUUCUCAAAUCAAAAAACCGGAAGAUUGGUCCGGUCUUGACGUUUACUUCAUAGGUUACAACAUUGUCGGCGAUGGUACUCCUCAAGCGUUCAUUCCUAUCUUAACUGGUUCGACGGAGGAAGAGCUGCCACUGACAAGAAGAAGGUUUAAAAACGCUCAUUAUGUCGAUGAAGUAUAUCCAUUUGUUUGGAAUAACUUUUCUGAUGCAGGUUAUAUUACUUUAUAUGGAGAAGAUUCGGCACGCGUUGGGACGUUCACUUACCGUCUGAAGGGCUUUAAAAACCAACCCACCGACCAUUACACGAGAACAUUUUUUCAAAGAGCAGAAACUUUUUACAAGGAUAUGAAGUGUUUUGGGAACGUGCCAAUGCACAAGGAGUGGUUCCGUUAUGUCAGCGAUUUUAUGCACUCUUAUAAAGGAUUAGCUCCUCGUUUCCUAUUAGCUUUUCAUAGUCUUCUAAGCCACGACAGUAUAAACUUAGUUCAAGUAGCUGAUGAUGACACAGUUGCUCAUUUAAAGCAUUUGUAUGAAACUGGUGAAUUAGAAAAAAGUUUGGUUAUAGUCAUGGCAGAUCAUGGGAAUCGUUUUGCGAAGUUGCGGUCUACACAUCAAGGGCAAUUAGAAGAACGUUUACCAUUCUUUGCUAUAUCUCUCCCAAAAUCUUUCCGGGAGACCGAGUCUGGUAGUAUUGCUUACAAGAACUUGUUGGCCAAUAAAGAAAGAUUAACAACACCCUUUGAUAUACAUGCAACUUUGUUGGAUAUUAUACACUGGCCAACUAUUGAAAAGCUGAAAACACCAAACGUUGCGAAGAACAGAUCGUUAUCGUUAUUUAGAGAGGUUCCAGAGAAUAGGACUUGUGCUGAGGCCGGAAUUGAGCCACAUUGGUGCACGUGCCUUAACUGGGAAUCAGCAAUGAACAACGAGGAACAAAAGGAAAUUUCAAAAAUGCUAGCAUUGACGACUGUAAAAACAAUUAAUGAUUUUACGGAAAAGGAGCGUAAAUCAUGUGCUCCACUAAAACUGAACGCUUUGGAGGAUUCGCAUCGACUUGUACCGAACGAAAUUUUGCUUAAGUACAAGAAUGUGAAAGAUGUUGACGGUUUUGUUCCCGAUCUCUCCGGCAAAACGAAGGCAGUUUUUGCUCACUAUCAGAUAAAGUUUAGCACAGUGCCAGGAAACGCUCUAUAUGAGGCAACCGUCGGAUACAAUUCUGCGACGGAUACUGUUACUGUUGACUUGACGGCAAUAAGUCAUGUAAAUAAAUACGGUGACCUUCCACAUUGCGUUAUCGACAGAAAUUACUUUUUAGCUGCAUAUUGCGUUUGUUAUGACAAAAUCUAA
Messenger RNA from Enterobius vermicularis (human pinworm), 1857 nucleotides. Lineage: Eukaryota; Metazoa; Nematoda; Chromadorea; Rhabditida; Oxyuridae. The record is from the annotation of a GenBank genome assembly.